Molecule: messenger RNA, 1125 nt
Organism: Schizophyllum commune H4-8
Lineage: Eukaryota; Fungi; Basidiomycota; Agaricomycetes; Agaricales; Schizophyllaceae
Product: alpha/beta-hydrolase
Exons: 3
Coding region: 1-1125 (374 amino acids)
Cellular component (GO): extracellular region
Molecular function (GO): feruloyl esterase activity
Source: RefSeq, a predicted model, not a curated record
AUGGCUGCAUCCCUCCUUGCCAGCGUCUCCCUGCUCGCCCACUUGAUACCAGCGCAUGCAUCCCCGGACGCAAAUUCCCUCUCACGACGUGCCACCAAUAGCUCCUCCGGCUGUGGCGGCAGCCUGAAGUGGGAUUUUGACACCGACAACCACCUUGUUCAGAACACCACCGUCGGCGGCGAGAAGCGCACCUACCUGGUCCAUAUACCCGAUGACUACGAUCACUCGCAAGCCCAUCCCCUUGUCCUCUCCUUCCAUGGCGCCGCCGCAGACAUGCAUGCCCAGGAGAAGGCGUCACAGAUCUCUGACAAGCGACAGAGGUUGAACAAUAUGGGACUCAUUGCGGUAUACCCGCAGGGGCUGGAAGGCGACGACGGGAGGACGGCGUGGAGAGGCGCGCCAUACGCGAGCGAUGAUGCGGAGGAUAUUGACUUCACCGGCGCCAUUCUGAACGAGGUUUCUGAGAACCUAUGCGUAGACCAACUGCGAAUUUACGCGUCUGGGAAGUCCAACGGCGGUGGCUUCGCCAACCGCCUCGCCUGCAACGCGAACGUCACGUCCCGCUUCGCCGCCUACGGGCUCAUCUCCGGCGCCUACUACCCCGAUGCCCUCCCCGGCAGCGACUGUAAGCCCGGCCGCAAGGUCCCUGUCCUCAUCUCGCACGGCGACGCCGACACGACCAUCAAAUUCUCCGGCGAGUCCUCCAAUGAUGCUGACGAGGACCUGCCCUCGAUCGACGACUUCGCGAAGAACUGGGCGUACCGCAACGGCUGGGAGAAGGACACGUACAACACCUCGCAGCCGCACGAUGACACGAAUCUCUGGACGUGGGGCGAGGAUGGGGCGGCGGGGCAGGUGAGGCGGUAUCGGAUUAAGGGGAUGGACCAUAUUUGGCCGAGCACGGCGGAGGGGUUGGACACGAGUGGGAAGAAGGCGCCGUUCAAUAUCACGGAGGCGGAUUUGUUGCCGUUCUUUGACCAGUACACGAUUAGUUAUGACAGUUAUACGCGGUCGGGCGGGGGCUCGGACGACAGCGACAAGGACAGCGCAUUCGGACUUCGUAGCUUAGAGCUGUAUAAUCUCUACACUGUGAUGGCGGCGUUGAUAUUUAUGUUGCUUGUAUAG